This is a messenger RNA of Tupaia belangeri chinensis (Chinese tree shrew), 1906 nucleotides long. It is a transcript of the gene MAT2B, whose product is annotated as methionine adenosyltransferase 2 non-catalytic beta subunit. The coding region runs from base 131 to 1135 and encodes 334 amino acids. Gene Ontology annotation, cellular component: methionine adenosyltransferase complex. Gene Ontology annotation, molecular function: methionine adenosyltransferase regulator activity. NCBI's taxonomy places the organism in Eukaryota, Metazoa, Chordata, Mammalia, Scandentia, Tupaiidae. The record is from RefSeq and is a predicted model, not a curated record. The transcript is spliced from 7 exons. Gene Ontology annotation, biological process: S-adenosylmethionine biosynthetic process.
GAAGCGGUGCGCGGGGGUCGACCAGGGCCUAGGGGAGGCGGGCCGAGGGCUGCUUGGUUGCGGCCCGCGGCGGUCGUAGGCAGGAGGAGGUGGCCCUCGCGGCGGCGGCCGCAGCGCGAAGACGGCGGGCAUGGUGGGGCGGGAGAAUGAGCUCUCCAUCCCCUUUGUUCCCGGGAGCUGUCGGCUGGUGGAGGAGGAAGUUAACAUCCCUAAUAGGCGCGUUCUCGUUACUGGUGCCACUGGGCUUCUCGGCAGAGCCGUAUAUAAAGAAUUCCAGCAGAAUAACUGGCAUGCUGUUGGCUGUGGUUUUAGAAGAGCAAGACCAAAAUUUGAACAGGUUAACCUAUUGGAUUCCAAUGCAGUUCAUGAAAUCAUUCAUGAUUUUCAGCCCCAUGUCAUAGUACAUUGUGCAGCAGAGAGAAGACCAGAUGUUGUAGAAAAUCAACCAGAUGCUGCUUCUCAACUUAAUGUGGAUGCGUCUGGGAAUUUAGCAAAGGAAGCAGCUACAAUUGGAGCAUUUCUCAUCUACAUUAGCUCAGAUUAUGUAUUUGAUGGAACAAAUCCACCUUACAGAGAGGAAGACAUACCAACUCCUUUAAAUUUGUAUGGCAAAACAAAAUUAGAAGGAGAAAAGGCUGUCCUGGAAAACAAUCUAGGAGCUGCUGUUUUAAGGAUUCCUGUUUUAUAUGGGGAAGUUGAAAAGCUUGAAGAAAGUGCUGUGACGGUCAUGUUUGACAAAGUGCAGUUCAGCAACAAGUCGGCGAACAUGGACCACUGGCAGCAGAGGUUCCCCACACAUGUCAAAGACGUGGCCACUGUGUGUCGGCAGCUAGCUGAGAAGAGAAUGCUGGACCCAUCGAUUAAAGGAACCUUUCACUGGUCUGGCAAUGAACAAAUGACUAAGUACGAAAUGGCGUGUGCAAUUGCCGAUGCCUUUAACCUCCCCAGCAGUCACUUAAGACCUAUUACUGACAGCCCUGUCUUAGGAGCACAGCGUCCAAGAAAUGCUCAGCUUGACUGCUCCAAAUUAGAGACCUUGGGCAUUGGCCAGCGAACACCAUUUCGAAUUGGAAUCAAAGAAUCACUCUGGCCUUUCCUCAUUGAUAAGAGAUGGAGACAAACGGUCUUUCAUUAAUUUCUAUGUUUGUUUUUUUUUUUUAAAUGAAAAGUAUAGUAUGUGGCACUUUUUAAAGAAAAAAAGGAAAUAGUUUUGUAUGAGUACUCUUUAAUUGUGACUCUUAUGAUCUUUCAGGUAAAUAAUGCUCUUGCACUAGUAAAAUUGUCUAUAGAAAACUAAAGGGCAAUGAUGCUUUGUUCACAGUAAUGAUUUUUCUGUUUAUCACUUUCUUUGUUCUGGCUUAACUUGCUGUUUGAGUUUAGUAAAUUAUGACUCUUAAAUAUUUCAGAGCCAGGAUGAAAAACUGAUCUGCUGUAAACCUUUUUAUGGAUGAAAUGCUUUGUUCAUUCCUGUGACCUUCAUAUUUUCAGGGUUUAUUUUUUGCAACUGUUGACCCUUUUAUGUUGAUUGUUUUAAAGUGUGUGAAAUAGUAUGAAAAUCAUUGGUGUUCAUUAUUUGCUUUGCUUGAGCUCAGAUCAAAAUGUUUGAAGAAAGAAACUUUAUUUUUGCAACUUAAGUACAAUUUUUAUGCUUGAGAUAUUUCAACCUGUUAUGUAUAUUGGAACUUCUAUAGCCUGAUACCACCUGCUUUGUAGCAGUGUAUGGUGAGCACUUGAGAGAGAGAAUGUGUGUGUGUAUGUGGAUUUUUUUUUUAAACAUGAAUAUAUAUCUGUCCUUUACACUCCAUGUUGCUAAAUGAUAUUUCAUAUGCUUGGUUGUACUAAUAAUGGACCUUGUAAGUCUUUUGACCAUUCAUGACUAAUAAUAAAUAUGUACUGCUGGCAUGUA